AACAAAAUAUUGGAACUUGAGGAGAGAGAAGGAUCAAUGAGGAGACCAACCAGCGACCUCUUAUUCCAGUGUUAAUAAAGCCGCUAUUUCACGGUGGCAGGUGUUACAUGCUGGAAUAGAGACUCACAGUGCAUGGAGUGGUAUGGCGAGUGGCGGUGGGGACAGGCUGAGAGUGGUGACGGCGGUGACCCUGCGGCACAAGAUGGACGCUCUAGUAUCUGACCUCUCACAUGCCUUAGAUGAGUCUCAGCUCCCUCAGUACCACCGCAAGAGACGAGGCUUCAAACGCCGGGUCAAGUUAGUCAAUAACCUGAGUUUAUCAAGCAGUCGUGCACUCAGUGAAGAUUCAUCAAGCAGUGUGGGUGAGGUUCUACUCUCCCAAGACAACAAAUCCUCAAUACCUCUGACAGAUUCAGAUGACAUGAGCCCUCCUCCUGAGCCCCGCCACCGCACUCAACUUCUGACACAUCACAGAGCGCCUUCAAACCUUGCCGAAUCUGAUUCGGUCAACGAGAAUUUUUCACCUGCUCGGCCUCAUAAUCGCAGUGUCAACCCUUUUUUAUGUAGGAAAAGGAAAUGCAAGAGGUUAGCCUUAGAUCCUGAUGCACCUUCCACCUCCACAACACAAGCCUCAGCUGUUAUGUCAUCUGGCCUGCCUAUGGCUAAACCCACUGCCAUUGCCUCGGCCAUUUUAUCGGGGGCUUCCAACAGUCGCAAAAAGAAAUCUUUAAGACCAUCACCUGAUGUUGAGUACCGAUAUAUGGCGAUAUCUGCUGGAAAACGCAAGCGAGGUAGAGAGAGAAGUGUGGAAUGGUGCGGUGGACAACAUGCAUCACACAGCAAACGUCAUGGGUCAUCGUCUAGUCAUUUUCAUAAUCUGCGCGUCCACCAUCGAGCCUCCCAAGCAAGCACUGAGGACAGCAUGGAGUUUGAAUAUUCCGAUGAGGCCAAUAUGGAACACAGCAGCAGUGAGAGCAGUAGUGACAGUGAGACUGGCAUAUACACCUGCGAUGAGGGACGAGAAGCAGAUGACGAACAGAGUGACUGGUUUGCUGAGGCCGAUCCUGUGUAUGGGGUUCCAGGCUCAACAAAUGCACCUCGGCAGAGAAGUGCUUCAAACCGCCUCUCCUGGUGGAAUGACAAUGAAUUUGGCCUUUCAUCCUCUGCUAAGGAUCCGAGGCAAUCUGAGCUUCGCCUGAGACCUAUGACAGAUAAAGAUCGAGACCAGCUGAAUCAUCUGGCUGACUUGUAUUCUCUGACCAUCCGUAGCAGUGAUGACCAAACUGGUCCAAUACUCGCCAAGACCAGGUGUGUGGCUCAGCGUAGGAGUUCCACACGGUAAAUAUUAGGCCAUAGAUGCAUUAUGUUUCAUGUCUUUCAUAAGAUCAGUAGCAUAGUGUGUCAAGCAUUUAAUGUGGGUGUGCAGCAAUAAGAGACCACUUACAAAAGUGUUAGCAGAUGAGCAUUAAUAUUUAGAGGUUUUGUUGGAGAGUUCAAGGAAUAGAUCACUUGAACUGGUUAGAAAAGGAGUAGGAAUACAUAUAGAAAGACUAAUAGAGGACUGAUGUAAAAAUAAUGAGUGUGUACAAGAUUUUUUUAGGCCAGUGAGAGAGAUGAGACUGAAAUUGGAAGUUAGAGGAUAUGGAAAGAGUUCUUUUGAAUGUGUUAGGGAUGAGUACUGGCUCUUACUCCAAUCUCCACUUUCUACUAACUGAUGUGAAUUAUUUCUUAUUAAUUCUUAAUGACUUGUGUGUGGUUUCUGCCAAUGUAUACCUGGCUUCUUCCACUGCUUUAAUGCUGAAGUAAUGUUUCCAGAUGUCUCUGGGGCUCUUAGGUUGGGUGUGCAUUUAACAUCACCAUCCAGUGUUCAUCUGUCAGUGUAUAUGCCCUGGAGAUGCCAGUCCUCCUCCUCAAUACCUCCAUCUCUUUUACUUUUACCAUGCAACACUUAAUGAACUUUGCAGAUUCAGCACUUUCCAUUGAACAUAAUAAUUUGCUCUCAAGUAUUUUGCACCUCUUUUUCCAUUAAAGUUUUAUGUUCCUCCUGUGAUAAGAUCCAGCUUGUGCCAUCUUUUCUUGUAUCUUGAGCCUCACAUCUUUGACACCAGUCUGGAGGUAUAGCUUUAAACAUUCUCAAACUUUGCUUUGUGUUUUGGCUAGACAGGGGGGUUUAUGCUACAACUUUGUGCUGCAAUACUGGUCACAUAUGGUAAGGGAUUUGCAAGAGUAUGUUACAUUGCCAGUCUUGCAUAUGCCUCUGAUGUUACUGAGGUUAAUAUUUAAAGAAACAGGAUUAACAUGAUGUUCACAUUUAGAACUAUCUUCGACUGAUUCCAUAGUUGUCCCUCCUGGUAAUAUACUUUCCCUAGCACACAGUAUUACCAAUUUUAUUUCUUAGGUUAAACUUGAAAAAUCACUCUUAUGAUCAGUCAUGUAACACUGGAACAUGUUCAGAACUUGUUACAUAUUCCUUAUGACCUAUUGUGUGCCUGUCUUCAUAAAUUUGGCAUCAUCCAUCAUGAUAAAUAUGUAGGAAAUUACCCUCAUGGACAGGUCAUUAAACUAUACGUAUCUUGGACCUUGUAUUAGCCCUUGUGGACUCUUCUUGUUCUUCCCAUCCAGAUAUUUCACCCCUCACUGGGACAGUUGGCCUUCUCUCCUUCUUUUAUUCCUUCACCCUAUCCUCUUUCCUGCCUAGCCUCUCUCAUUCUGUUAUAAGUUAUUUUAUUAGGUUUUAGAAAAAUGAUUGUCCAUUCAAGAAAGUGUGCUGAUGGUUUGUGAGGAAUUGUUUUUUCUAUGUUUUCAAACAGUCCUUCUUCCUUAUCCUUUCUGAUGCUUUGCAUGGAAACGAUAAUAAUCUGUAGUUUAGGACUUCUUUUUGGCUUCCUUUUUUAAUGUUGGUAUUUCUGUUACCAUCUAACAAGCAUCUGGCAAUUUCUGUCUAGCAGUCCAAGUCUUGGUGAGCCACCUGCAUGCAGCUCCUCGUUCUCAAUAUCCAUAGCAGUAUUUUGCCCAGUCUCAUUGCCUUUCAUGUAUCAGGCUCCUUCAGGAGCCUUUUUUCUUCAUAACCUAUCAUUUCAUUUUUGAUAAUUCAGUAUAGUUUUUCUUCUUUCUACCUCUGGCACUGAGCCUUGACAGCUGUGAAGCUACCAUAACAUUAUCUGAUGAAUUUCUCACCUAUAUUUCUAGUGUUGGCCGUGAGUAAUCAAUCAUUCCUGAUCCUAUAUUGACAGAACCCAUCUCUUGCUUCCCAUUAAUAAAUUAAUUUGCCUUAAUUAUAAUUACAGUACAUAUUUUAUUUGUGUGUGUAAUAAAUCAGAAGCUGUUGGAUGUGAGCACUACACU
Messenger RNA from Cherax quadricarinatus, 3345 nucleotides. The record is from RefSeq and is a predicted model, not a curated record. NCBI's taxonomy places the organism in Eukaryota, Metazoa, Arthropoda, Malacostraca, Decapoda, Parastacidae.